AUGCGUGGCGGUAAUGCGGUGGACGCGGCGCUGGCCAGUGCCAUAACCCUGACUGUGGUGGAGCCGAACAAUAACGGCGUUGGUAGUGAUGCCUUCUGUAUUCUCUGGGAUGGCAGUGAGCUGGUUGGUCUGAACGCAUCCGGGUGCGCGCCUGCUGCCUGGGACCUGCAGCACUUUGCCGGUUGCAGCACGAUGCCGGAUCUAGGCUGGGACAGUGUCACGGUGCCUGGCGCGGUCAGCGCCUGGGUGAAGUUAUCAAAACGCUUCGGCAAGCUACCGUUUGCAGACCUGUUUAUUGAUGCGAUCCGUUAUGCACGUGAUGGCUUUAUGGUGGGUCCGAAGUCAGCUUAUUACUGGCAGUUGCUGGAGCAGCGUUACGCCGCUUUUCCUGAAUUCGGUGCCCACUUUCUGCCUGCGCCGCAGGCUGGGCAGCGUUUUAAGCGGCCAGAUCUGGUAAACACGCUGGAGCGUAUCGCCGCCAGCGAGGGGGAGGAUUUUUAUCGAGGAGAGCUGGCUGACAGGAUGGAUGCAGCAGCACGGGCAGAUGGCGGCUUGUUGCGAAAGUCGGACCUUGAGGCGCAUGACGCGUUGUGGGUUACUCCCACGCAGCAACCUUAUAAAGGUGUAGUCCUGCAUGAAAUCCCGCCCAAUGGUCAGGGGCUGGCUGCACAGAUUGCCUUAGGUAUUCUGCAGCACCUGGAGGCUGCGCCGGUGGACUCUGAGCUGUGGCUGCAUUACCAGAUUGAAGCCAUGAAAAUUGCGGUGCGGGCGGCGCAGGACCAUUUUGCUGAUGCCCGUGCCAUGACUGUGACGCCGGAGGAGCUGCUGGCACCUGGCUCGCUUGCAGCGGCGGCGCGUUCCAUUGGCGAUCAGGCGAGUCCGCUUCCACCUGUGGCGUUGCCGGUGAGUGCAGACACGGUAUACCUCACGACGGCAGACGCGAGCGGCAUGAUGGUGUCGUUCAUUCAAUCGAAUUACCUGGCGUUUGGGUCUGGUGUGGUGAUACCCGGUACCGGCAUUUCGCUGCAGAAUCGCGGCGCCGGGUUCAGUCUUGAUCCUGAUCAUCCCAAUUGCGUCGGUCCGGGAAAGCGGCCUUUUCAUACCAUCAUCCCCGGUUUUGUUACCCGGGAUGGCGCGCCGGAAAUGAGUUUUGGUGUGAUGGGCGGGCAUAUGCAGCACCAGGGUCAUGUGCAGAUGGUGACCCGCAUUUUUGAUCAUGGUCAGAAUCCCCAGGCGGCCAGCGACGCGCCCCGGUGGCACGUCGAUGAAAAAUUUUCUGUGGCGCUUGAGGCUGGCCUGGACCCGGCAUUAUCCAUGGGUUUGCAGGCCCGGGGCCAUCGUGUGAUCACAGAUGCGCGUGAGAGUACUUUUGGCGGUGCUCAGCUGAUACAGAAAACUUCCGAUGGCUAUGUGGGGGGUUCAGACCAUCGCAAAGAGGGUUGUGUGGAGGGAUCUGAUCAGACGUUGCGUUCCACCGAGCGAUUACUGGAGAAAGCGGACUGGUUGCCAGCACCGUUAACCCUGGAGCUGCUGCAUGACGAAUUGAACCGGCCCCUGACCCAACUGGUGGUGCAGAGCCUCGAAGCUCAGGCGAAAAAGAAGCGUCUGUCGAUGCUGUUUCUGCAACUGCACACCGGUCCACAAGGCCGUCAGGUGCUGAUGAGUAAUGAUGGACGUGGUGCGCGUCGCUGGAUCUUCAUUGACGAUCUGACCCUCGACACUUUUACUGCUGCCCUUGAUGCGCUCUGCGCAGGCAAAACCACUCUGGUGUGGCCACACGGUGAGGUGACUAAACUGGUGCGUCAGCUGGAGCGUCGCGAUAAAACCCAUCAGGUCACCCUACCGUCAGACAACGUAGUUACCCUCGCACUCACGGCAUACCCCGCGACGUUGAAACUGGAUCCAUAUCCGGAUAGUCCACCGCGACCGGAAAACGAGCUGACCCAUUUGGACCGGCUUGAGGCUGAAAGUAUCCAUAUCAUGCGGGAAGUGGCGGCUCAGGCAGAGAACCCGGUGAUGCUCUACAGCGUGGGUAAAGACAGCGCGGUGAUGUUGCACCUGGCGCGCAAAGCGUUUUACCCGAGCCCGCCGCCAUUUCCUCUGAUGCACAUUGAUACCCGCUGGAAAUUCAGAUCGAUGUACGAAUUCCGUGAUCAGAUGGCUCAAGACAUCGGCAUGGAGCUGAUUGUUCAUAUCAAUCCUGAAGGCAUAGAAAAGAACAUUAAUCCGUUUGAUCACGGCAGUGCGCUACACACGGACAUCAUGAAAACUCAGGGUCUCAAGCAGGCGCUGGAUCAUCACAAAUUUGAUGUGGCUUUUGGUGGCGCGCGCCGCGAUGAAGAAAAGAGUAGGGCCAAAGAGCGGGUCUUUUCCUUCCGCAACGAAGCCCAUCGCUGGGAUCCAAAAAACCAGCGCCCGGAGCUGUGGAACCUUUACAACGGCUACAAGCGCAAGGGUGAAAGCAUACGGGUGUUUCCACUGUCCAACUGGACGGAGCUCGACAUCUGGCAGUACAUCUAUCGUGAACAGAUUCCCAUUGUGCCCCUCUAUUUUGCGGCAGAACGACCUGUGGUGGUCCGUGAUGGCAUGAUCACCAUGGUCGAAGACGAUCGCAUGCGCCUGCUGCCUGGAGAAGAGAUCCAGACCCGCAGGGUGCGCUUCCGUACGUUGGGAUGUUACCCCUUAACAGGAGCGGUGGAGUCCGAUGCGGACAAUCUGUCUUCCAUAGUUCUGGAGUUGUUGCAGAGCCGCACCAGCGAGCGGCAGGGCCGGGCAAUUGAUAGCGACAGCGCCGGUUCGAUGGCCAAUCUUGAUCUGCUGCGCUUCAUUACCUGCGGUAGUGUAGAUGACGGCAAAAGUACGUUGAUUGGCCGCAUGCUCUAUGAAGCGCAGAUGAUUUUUGAAGAUCAGGUGACGUCCCUGCAGGCGGAUUCGAAACGCCAGGGUACCCAGGGUGGAGAUAUCGAUUUUGCGUUGCUGGUAGACGGCUUGUCUGCCGAGCGUGAGCAGGGUAUUACCAUUGAUGUGGCUUACCGCUUCUUCAGUACGGAUCACCGCAAAUUUAUUGUCGCGGACACUCCCGGGCAUGAACAAUACACCCGCAACAUGGUCACCGGUGCGUCUACUGCGGAUGUUGCUGUGAUUCUGGUUGAUGCCUCUCAGGGGCUGCUGACCCAGACCAGGCGGCAUUCGUUCAUUGCGUCACUGCUGGGCAUUAAACACGUUGUGCUGGCGGUGAACAAAAUGGAUCUGGUGAACUACGACGAAACCGUUUUCAAUCAGAUUGUCAGCGAUUACGAAGAAUUUGCAACGCAGCUGACAUUUGAACACAUCACCGCCAUUCCGCUCUCUGCUUUGAAAGGUGAUAACGUUAUUGAACGCUCGGGCGCCACCAGCUGGUAUGCAGGGCCGACGCUGCUGGGUUAUCUGGAAACCGUAGAUAUUCAUCACGAUGAAGAUACUCAGCCGUUCCGCUUUCCGGUGCAGUGGGUGAAUCGACCCAACUCCGAUUUCCGCGGGUUUGCCGGCACCGUAGUGGCAGGCAGUAUUCAACCCGGAGACGAUAUCCGGGUGCUGCCUUCAGGCGAAACCGCGAAGGUGGAUGAGAUUAUUCUGCAUCACGACAAACUGCAUAAAGCGCACACCGAUCAGGCGGUGACGCUGACCUUGGACCGAGAGGUAGAUGUCUCGCGGGGCAACGUUAUUGUGGCUGCAGAUUCACCCUGUGAAGUGGCUGAUCAAUUUGAUACAUCGCUGGUGUGGAUGGACAGCGAAGAAGGCUACAUAGGCCGCAGCUACUGGAUGAUGAUUGGCACGACAAGGGUCAACGCCACGCUGACUGAUGUGAAGUUUCGCUACAACAUCAAUACUCUGGAGCAUCUGUCAGCCAGAUCGUUCGGGUUAAACGAUAUUGGUCGUGUGACCCUGACGCUGGAUCAGCCGAUUGCCUUUGAUGCUUAUCUGGAUAAUAAAGCCAUGGGCGCCUUUGUUCUGAUUGAUCGUUACACCCACGCCACUGUCGGCGCAGGUAUGAUCAAUUUUGCCUUGCGGAGGGCGACCAACAUUCACCGCCACACCCAUAUUGUCGAUAAACAGGCACGUGCGGCGCUGAAAGGGCAGAAAGGCAAGGUCAUCUGGAUGACCGGGCUAAGUGGCUCGGGCAAGUCGACCGUCGCCAACGGUGUUGAACAGGCACUGCACGCUCAGGGUAAACACACGUUUAUUCUCGAUGGCGACAAUGUCCGCCAUGGUCUGAAUCGGGAUCUUGGCUUCACCGAUGCAGAUCGGGUGGAAAACAUCCGCCGCACCGCUGAAGUUGCAAAACUGAUGGUGGAAGCAGGACUGAUUGUGAUCACCGCUUUUAUCUCGCCGUUCCGUUCCGAGCGGGAUAUGGCACGGGCGCUGUUUGAAGAGGAGGAGUUUGUUGAGGUCUUUCUCGAUGUACCCCUGGAAGUCGCAGAACAGCGGGAUCCUAAAGGUCUGUAUCGCAAGGCGCGUCGCGGUGAGCUGCCGCAUUUCACAGGCAUAGACUCGCCUUACGAGGAACCGGAAAGCGCCGAACUGCGCAUUCCCACGGGGGAAAUGAGUCUUGAGGAAUCCGUGCAGCAGGUCCUCAAAUAUGUCUGA
Symbiodinium pilosum is the source of this 4626-nucleotide messenger RNA. Lineage: Eukaryota; Dinophyceae; Suessiales; Symbiodiniaceae. The record is from the annotation of a GenBank genome assembly.